CCCUCCCUUUCAGUUGUGUGGUUUGUGACUAGCGUACAUUGCGCAGACGCAGUCGGAAGGUGCCCAUCAGCUCCCAUAGAUCAGAACAGAGGGAGCAGGGCGUUCCUAAAUAAUAUGCGCUGUUAGGGCUGAACCUACACUAAACAUGGAGAGGAAGCCAAGUUUCAUAUUGAAUGUUUAAGUAACAUUGCAUUGCAUUUUAACGGAAACAUCCGGCUGCAAGAGUGUAGCUGCUGGUUGGACAAGGAAGGACUGAGGCCUGCACCCCUGUUGGCUGUUGAAAACAAACUGUGAUUGGUGCUCACUGGGACGUCUGCCUUCGCUUUCCACACGUACAACAUUACAGCUGACAGCGUGACCCCACAGUUAACUCCACAAACUCAGGAUGGAGGAGCCCAUUUUUGCGACAGGCAUGGCUGCCAAGCUGAGGAGCCAGUGGGAUCGUAAUGACGGUCUGGGACAGAAUCACAUGGCUGUGAAGUUUCUGGGUCAGGACUACGAGAGUCUGAAAGCCCAAUGCCUCCAGAAUCGGAAGCUGUUUGAGGAUACUUUGUUCCCUUGUGUCGCAUCUUCUCUGGGAUUCAAGGAGCUCGGCCCCAAUUCUGCCAAGACCUACGGAGUGCGCUGGAUGAGGCCCACGGAGUUCUGCAAACGUCCCGAGUUCAUCGUAGGUGGAGCCACUCGCACAGACAUCUGUCAGGGAUCUUUGGGUGACUGCUGGCUGCUGGCAGCCAUCGCCUCGCUGACCUUAAACGACAACCUCCUCCACAGAGUGGUUCCUCACGGACAGAGCUUCCAGCAGGACUAUGCCGGCAUCUUUCACUUCCAGUUCUGGCAGUUUGGCGAGUGGGUGGAUGUGGUGAUCGAUGACCGGCUGCCAGUGAAGGAUGGGAAACUGCUUUUUGUCCACUCGGCAGAGGGAACCGAGUUCUGGAGCGCGCUGCUGGAAAAGGCCUACGCUAAGUUGAACAGCUGUUAUGAGGCUCUCUCAGGCGGCAGCACAUCCGAGGGCUUUGAGGACUUUACAGGCGGCGUGACGGAGGCGUUCGAGCUGAGAAAAGCCCCGUCUGACCUCUACAGCAUCAUGAGAAGGGCCAUAGACAGAGGAUCGCUGCUGGGCUGCUCCAUAGACAUCACCGGCUCUGGUGAGAUGGAGGCCGUCACGUUUAAGAAGCUGGUGAAGGGACACGCCUACUCUGUGACUGGUGUGGCAGAGGUAAAUUACAGAGGAAGUCCGACCAGGCUGGUUCGCAUCAGGAACCCCUGGGGGGAAGUGGAGUGGACCGGAGCCUGGAGCGACAAUUCCAGAGAGUGGGACAGUGUGGAUAGCUCCGACAGAAGUCGGCUACAAAUACGCAGCGAGGACGGGGAAUUCUGGAUGUCAUUCAGUGACUUCCUGCGCGAGUUUUCCCGUCUGGAGCUCUGCAACCUGACGGCUGACGCCCUGGAUAACAGCCAGCUGAAGAAAUGGAGUUCCUCGGUCUAUUCGGGAGAGUGGAGGAAGGGCAGCACUGCUGGAGGCUGCAGGAACUUUCCAGCAACCUUUUGGCUCAACCCUCAGUUCAAGAUUACGCUGCAGCACCCCGACUCCGGCCAUUCAGACUGCAGCUUCCUGGUUGGCCUUAUGCAGAAGGACCGCAGAAAGAAACGGCGUGAGGGCGAAGACAUGGAGACCAUCGGGUUUGCCCUGUAUGAGGUUCCAAAGGAGUUUGCAGGCAGUUCAGCAGUCCACCUGAAGCGAGACUUUUUCCUCUCCCACGCCUCCAGCGCUCGCUCAGAGACCUUCAUCAACCUGAGGGAGGUCAGCUCGCGUCUGAAACUGCCGCCCGGGGAAUACAUCGUCGUCCCCUCCACCUUCGAGCCGAACAAAGAGGGCAACUUUGUCCUCCGAGUUUUCUCUGAGAAACCUGCUAACUCAGAGGAGCUUGAUGAUGACGUUGUAGCAGAUCUUCCACCAGAGACUCAGCUGCAUGAGAGCCAGAUCGACAGCUCCUUUAAGAAUCUCUUCAGACAGCUGGCGGGGCCGGACAUGGAGAUCAGUCUCACAGAGCUGCAAACCAUCUUGAACAGGAUCAUCAGCAAACAUAAAGACCUGAAAACGGAUGGCUUCACAAAAGAAGCUUGUCGCAGUAUGAUAAGCCUCAUGGACACGGACGGCAGUGGAAAGCUGGGCCUGACAGAGUUCCAUGUACUCUGGGAAAAGAUUAAACGAUACCUGACCAUAUUCAGGCAGUUUGACGUGGACAAAUCGGGCACCAUGAGCUCCUAUGAGAUGAGGAUGGCUCUUGAUUCUGCAGGUUUCAAGCUGACCAACCACCUGUUCCAGCUGAUCAUCCUGCGCUACACCGAGGCUGACCUGACUCUCGACUUUGACAACUUUGUCACCUGUCUGGUGCGACUGGAGACCAUGUUCAAAACCUUUAAGACCAUGGACACAGAUAACGACGGUGUCAUGUGCCUCAACUUCAAUCAGUGGAUUACUCUGACCAUGUUUGCCUAGAGAUGAGUGGACUCCUCUAUAAAUCUUGCACUGCUUCCGGCUGCAGCUUCAGGCCCAGUAUGUGUUGUUUCAGAAGUGCCUUUUUUUCUGCACCAGUUCUUCCUCUCGCUGCCGAGGCCCUCUGAUGCUAAACAACUGUAAAUUCAACUUUACAGUGUUUACUUUAGAAAUAAUGUGCCAAUCUGUUAUUUGUCACUUCUCGUAGCCUGGCAUUCAGUUUGCUAAGCUACAACCUUUUUAGCUUUACAAACAUUUCUUGUCUUGGGGCAGAGUUUCUCUGGGGGAAGAAAAAAAACGUAUUGUUAAAUUUCACUUGGUGAAGGCAAUUUUUUUUUGUGAUAUGUUAGUUGCUUGGUGAAAAAAAAAAAAAAGCAAUCAAUUAUCUUAAAAAUGACCUCCUUAUCCUAGCUGUCGUUCAUGUUUAAAGGGCUUGUACUGUAUCUACCACAUUUUUAAAAGGCCAAACCUGAAUAAAUAAAUCAAUUAAGCAACUGAAUAAAUUGAUGAAUUGACUAAUACAAACUCAUUAGUAAUACCCCAAAAUGCCAAAAGAAAGGGAGGUGAAAAACACCAUUAAUGUUUACGUCUCGCACUGUCACAAGCGCCAUUCCUCCUGCUCGGUGCUCACAACCAGGCCUGUGGCUUAUCAGUAAGUGAUAAGGGAAAACAAACCCUGUGGCUAGUCCACCAAGAGUUAAUGUACUAGGACAAUCAGCAAAAUGCUCCAGAGCUUUAUUUCUUAAACCUGCUGUCAGUUAUUACAAUCUCGGUGCCAGAUGUGGUCGAUGUGGACAGCUGCUGAGUGUGCCAGCUUUUUCUCCAGCCUACUCUGCCUUUGUAGCGACAUUGCCCCUUUUGGUGCUAUAUCUGUUUCCAUCUUGUGCCAAACUUUGCCUCAGCACCAAAGAGUCCACUGAUAAAGCUUUACUGAGCCCUGCAGUGUGGAGACAAUGAUGGUGUGCUGUAUCAUAGAGAAUGUGUUGCUUUAUAUUUCCUUAAAACCAAUACAGGUUUAGCUUUAAGACUUAUUAUUAUGCUUGGCACUUUUUAUUGACUGUUUUUCAAAAUAUGAAAAGAAAAAUAAUUUUAUAUCAUGGUUGUAACUGGGUAUCAUAGUUAAAAAGGGAUGCAUCGUCCUUGUUUAAUCAUGCCUUUCGAAGGGAACAAGUACAUGUCAAUACUUUAGGUGAAGGUAAACUAUUAUGCAAGGUGGAUGGGUAUGUUGUAUGCAUGCAGUGUGAAAUGUGAUACAGUAUACUGUAUAUUGUCUGCUUGCCGAAUUACAUGUCUGUUCAACCAUGGGAGCAAGUGUUUUAUUUGAAGGGUUUUAUUCCAAAAUAAUAUGUCGCUUUUGGGGGAAAAAGACUUGAAAGCUUUUUAAUAUGGAGGAUCUACAUGUUAAGUGUUUUUUUUAAUUUUCUUAUCAAGCAAAGAGCUGCACGUGUUUCAAAUGCCAAAAUAGUUUGUUAUACCAAUUAUUUUUGUGUUUUUUGUAAAUGGAAGAAUUGAAUUUGAAACAUUUAAUCAAAAAUGGAAAGCUAAAACCUUAAGAUACUUUAGCAUUCAUGUCUUCAGUUUUUGCAGCGUAAUGCUUAUGUAACAUGACCUAAUGUUUACAUUGGUGUCCCUUUGGACCCAGUCAUCAUGCAAUACAUUUGUUUAACUGUGUAGCGUCUCUGUAAAACUUCUAUACACACUUUGAAAAUAAAAAUGGGGAUUUUACAAGU
Messenger RNA from Perca flavescens (yellow perch), 4227 nucleotides. RefSeq names its product calpain 1 (gene capn1). Gene Ontology annotation, cellular component: cytoplasm. NCBI's taxonomy places the organism in Eukaryota, Metazoa, Chordata, Actinopteri, Perciformes, Percidae. Gene Ontology annotation, molecular function: calcium ion binding; calcium-dependent cysteine-type endopeptidase activity. The coding region runs from base 386 to 2500 and encodes 704 amino acids. Gene Ontology annotation, biological process: proteolysis. The record is from RefSeq and is a predicted model, not a curated record. The transcript has 23 exons.